Molecule: messenger RNA, 954 nt
Organism: Lepus europaeus (European hare)
Lineage: Eukaryota; Metazoa; Chordata; Mammalia; Lagomorpha; Leporidae
Product: olfactory receptor 6C6
Exons: 1
Coding region: 10-954 (314 amino acids)
Biological process (GO): G protein-coupled receptor signaling pathway
Cellular component (GO): membrane
Molecular function (GO): G protein-coupled receptor activity; olfactory receptor activity
Source: RefSeq, a predicted model, not a curated record
GAAGAAAAAAUGAAGAACCAAUCAACGGAAAUCCAGUUCAUUCUUUUAGGAUUGACAGAUAACCCACAGCUGCAAGUUGUGAUUUUUCUGUUUCUAUUUCUCAACUACACCUUGAGCCUGAUGGGAAACGUGGUCAUCAUCCUCCUCACUCUUCUGGAUCUUCGCCUCAAGACUCCAAUGUAUUUCUUUCUCCGUAAUUUCUCCUUUCUGGAGAUCAUAUUUACAACUGUGUGCAUCCCAAGAUUCUUGAUAACCAUUGUGACUAAAGACAAAACCAUCUCUUAUAAUAAUUGUGUAGCUCAAUUAUUUUUUAUUCUUCUACUGGGAGUUACAGAGUUUUACCUCCUGGCUGCCAUGUCCUAUGACCGCUAUGUCGCCAUCUGCAAACCGCUGCAUUACCUGAUCAUUAUGAAUGGCAAAGUGUGCUACCAACUAGUACUCAGCUCCUGGGUAACUGGAUUCCUGAUCAUCUUCCCUCCCUUAGUCUUGGGGCUCAAGCUAGACUUCUGUGCUUCCAAAAUAAUUGACCACUUUAUGUGUGAAACUUCUCCUAUCCUGCAAAUAUCUUGCUCGGAUACCCAUGUGCUAGAGUUGAUGUCUUUGGUCUUAGCUCUGGUGACUCUUGGGGUCACAUUGGUGUUGGUGAUUAUCUCUUAUGCUUGCAUCAUUAAGACCAUUCUGAAAUUUCCUUCUGCCCAGCAAAGGAAAAAAGCUUUUUCCACCUGUACUUCCCACAUGAUUGUUGUCUCCAUGACAUAUGGCAGCUGCAUCUUUAUGUAUAUUAAACCAUCAGCAAAAGAAAGGGUGACUAUAUCCAAAGGUGUUGCUUUGCUGUAUACUUCAAUUGCGCCUCUUCUGAAUCCCUUCAUUUAUACCCUGAGGAACCAGCAGGUGAAAGAUGUCUUCUGGGAUGUAAAACAAAAAAUCUUGAGUUUUUCAAGAAAAACAUUUUAG